CAAUUUGCGCAAGAGAUUCUUUCAGACGAUGAAUAUUCACUAAACGAUCUUGAGCGGUUGCAAAGUAUAGUUGCAUCGGACAGGCCUUACAUCAGUGCGAUAAAGGAAUGGCGCAACUUUCUCUAUAAGCCAGAUGCAGAAUAUGAUUUUUCGAGAACGGGAUCCGAUCAUGAGUCGGAAUGGUAUGUUACUUGUAGUCUCGAUGGCAAGAUUGUCGGGACAGGAACAUCAAGAGGCAGAAAGCAAGAGGCGAAAAGUCGUGCAGCAGCAUCAGCCAUUCGCAAUCUUUUAUCGAACCCGUUAUCGACAUCAACUGAAUUUCCGACUCACACAAGAGCUUCAGAAACAGGGGAGGGGGACAGAGAGGAGGAAAGAGAGGAGAGCACUUGA
Molecule: messenger RNA, 390 nt
Organism: Paraglomus occultum
Lineage: Eukaryota; Fungi; Glomeromycota; Glomeromycetes; Paraglomerales; Paraglomeraceae
Source: the annotation of a GenBank genome assembly